GUUUCCUCUCUCUCUCUCUCUCUUGACUGGGUGCAUUUGGUGUUUUUGAAUAUUCUCUUUUAACUAGCCACAUUGUUCUUUUAAUCUCUUCAGUUUCAACAAAAGAGACACGAGCACUUUAAUUGUCUGAUUUAAAGUCGCGUACUUACCAUAAAACGAGGAAAAAAAAAAAAUUCAGUUGGCAUUUUUUUCCCCCCUUCCUCUGGUGACGUACAGUUACUGUUCGUUUCACUUUUCUCGCAGUUAUGAUGAGACAACCAACCCCACCUUCCUCUGCUCAGCUUUUAUAAACAUCUUUGUUCUCUUCUCCAUUUCCCUCAUCAAAGAUUCCUUCCUGCAUUUUCAGAGAGAGAGAGAGAGAGAGAGACGAUGAUGAAGCCCAGCUGGGUAGUGCCAGUUUUCCUAGCUCUUGUUAUUUUGAUCCAACAACAGUACUGCUAUAAUUUUCAAGUAGAGGCAGGGGGCCGGGAUGAUUUCAUCAGAAGCAGGGGAACCCAUUUCAUGUUGAAUGGAAAUCCUUAUUAUGCAAAUGGAUUCAAUGCCUACUGGUUGAUGUACGUGGCUUCGGACCCAUCUCAAAGAAACAAAGUUUCUUCUGCUUUUCAACAAGCUUCAAGCCAUGGCCUCUCUGUUGCCAGAACUUGGGCUUUCAGUGAUGCUGGUUAUAGACCUCUCCAACAUUCCCCUGGCGCUUACAAUCAACAAAUGUUUCAGGGAUUGGAUUUUGUUAUAGCGGAGGCAAGAAGGUUUGGGAUUAAGCUUGUGUUGAGUUUAGUGAAUAACUAUGAGAGCUUUGGAGGAAAGAAACAGUAUGUGAACUGGGCUAGAAAUCAAGGCCACUACCUCUCAUCUGAUGAUGAUUUCUUUAGAAACCCUGUUGUCAAAGGAUUCUACAAGAACCAUGUCAAGACUGUUCUUAAUAGAUAUAACACCAUAACGGGAACUAUUUACAAGAAUGAUCCAACUAUCAUGGCCUGGGAGCUUAUGAAUGAGCCCAGAUGCACAUCAGAUCCAUCAGGGAGGACUAUUCAGGCCUGGGUAAUGGAAAUGGCUUCUUUUGUAAAGUCAAUAGACGGAAAUCACUUGCUGGAGGCUGGCUUAGAAGGAUUUUAUGGGCAAACAACACCUCAGAGGAGGAGCCUCAAUCCUGCUGGUUUUGAUAUUGGAACCGAUUUCAUCGCGAAUAAUCGCAUCCCAGGGAUCGAUUUUGCGACUGUUCACUCUUAUCCGGAUCAAUGGUUGUCCAGUUCAAAUGAUCAAAACCAACUCUCUUUCCUAGACAAUUGGCUCAACACCCACAUUCAAGAUGCGCAGUACCUUAUUCGCAAACCAUUACUCAUCACAGAAUUUGGAAAGUCAUGGAAAGAUCCGGGGUUCAGUGCUUACCAGAGGGACCUUUUGUUUAACAAAGUAUAUACCAAAAUAUACUCAUCGGCCAAGCGCGGUGGUCCAGCCGCUGGUGGCCUGUUUUGGCAACUUCUAAGUGAAGGAAUGGAAUCUUCCUUCGGAGAUGGGUAUGAGAUUGUCCUGAGCCAGAGUUCCUCAACGGCAAAUGUGAUCGCUCAACAGUCUCACAAGCUCUACCAAAUUCGGAAAAUCUUUGCCCGGAUGAGGAAUGUCGAGAGGUGGAAGAGGGCUAGGGCUCAGUGGUCAGCUAGGAACAGGGGGAGGCGUGUUGGACACUGAAUAGAUGGACCAGCUCAUACCAAAAUUGAGGUGUCAUCACUAUCAGGCUUGUGAGUACUCUUGUCGAAGUAAUUAUGAUAUUACGGGUAUUGCGAGAGGUUUUAAUUUUGUGAGGUUGUUUCUCUCUUUGAGAUGAUUUUCGUUCAUCCAAGAGGGCAACUGGGGAAAAUAGUAGUAAACGUGCUGGUGGUAUUUUCACAUGUAUGUUGUGUAAACUGUUCGUUAUUUUAGUGAGACAUUGCACUAUCCCUAAAUAUUGCUAAACAUGGAUUAUAGGAAAA
Messenger RNA from Rhododendron vialii, 1967 nucleotides. Its product is annotated as mannan endo-1,4-beta-mannosidase 7. Gene Ontology annotation, molecular function: hydrolase activity, hydrolyzing O-glycosyl compounds. Lineage: Eukaryota; Viridiplantae; Streptophyta; Magnoliopsida; Ericales; Ericaceae. The transcript is spliced from 5 exons. The record is from RefSeq and is a predicted model, not a curated record. Bases 370 to 1686 code for a protein of 438 amino acids.